Molecule: messenger RNA, 5967 nt
Organism: Haliotis rufescens (red abalone)
Lineage: Eukaryota; Metazoa; Mollusca; Gastropoda; Lepetellida; Haliotidae
Product: circumsporozoite protein-like
Exons: 2
Coding region: 1-1311 (436 amino acids)
Source: RefSeq, a predicted model, not a curated record
AUGGCAGAGGGUAUAGACUGGUUUAAGUGGUAUACUAGCCAGGGGAAGUCUUUCAAAGUAGCAAGUGGCAAUAACACAGAAUACAGCAGGGGGAGGAGUCUGAUACAUCCAGUGGGAAUACAGCAGGGGAGGAGUCCGAUACAUCCAGUGGGAGUACAGCAGGGGAGGUGUCUGAUAAAUCCAGAAGGAAUACAGCAGGGGAGGUGUCUGAUACAUCAAGUGGGAGUACAGCAGGGAGAGGAGUCUGAUACAUCCAGUAGGAAUACAGCAGGGGAGGAGUCUGAUACAUCCAGUAGGAAUACAGCAGGGGAGGUGUCUGAUACAUCCAGUGGGAAUACAGCAGGGGAGGUGUCUGAUACAUCCAGUGGGAAUACAGCAGGGGAGGUGUCUGAUACAUCCAGUGGGAAUACAGCAGGGGAGGUGUCUGAUACAUCCAGUGGGAAUACAGCAGGAGAGGAGUCUGAUACAUCCAGUGGGAAUACAGCAGGGGAGGUGUCUGAUACAUCCAGUGGGAAUACAGCAGGGGAGGUGUCUGAUACAUCCAGUGGGAAUACAGCAGGGGAGGAGUCUGAUACAUCCAGUGGGAAUACAGCAGGGGAGGUGUCUGAUACAUCCAGUGGGAAUACAGCAGGGGAGGAGUCUGAUACAUCCAGUGGGAAUACAGCAGGGGAGGAGUCUGAUACAUCCAGUGGGAAUACAGCAGGGGAGGUGUCUGAUACAUCCAGUGGGAAUACAGCAGGGGAGGUGUCUGAUACAUCCAGUGGGAAUACAGCAGGGGAGGUGUCUGAUACAUCCAGUGGGAAUACAGCAGGGGAGGAGUCUGAUACAUCCAGUGGGAAUACAGCAGGGGAGGAGUCUGAUACAUCCAGUGGGAAUACAGCAGGGGAGGUGUCUGAUACAUACAGUGGGAAUACAGCAGGGGAGGUGUCUGAUACAUCCAGUGGGAAUACAGCAGGGGAGGUGUCUGAUACAUCCAGUGGGAAUACAGCAGGGGAGGUGUCUGAUACAUCCAGUGGUAUACAGCAGGGGAGGUGUCUGAUACAUCCAGUGGGAAUACAGCAGGGGAGGUGUCUGAUACAUCCAGUGGGAAUACAGCAGGGGAGGAGUCUGAUACAUCCAGUGGGAAUACAGCAGGGGAGGUGUCUGAUACAUCCAGUGGGAAUACAGCAGGGGAGGAGUCUGAUACAUCAAGUGGGAAUACAGCAGGGGAGGUGUCUGAUACAUCCAGUGGGAAUACAGCAGGGGAGGUGUCUGAUACAUCCAGUAGGAAUACAGCAGGGGAGGAGUCUGAUACAUCCAGUGGGAAUAUAGCAGGGGAGGUGUCUGAUACAUCCAGUGGGAAUACAGCAGGGGAGGUGUCUGAUACAUCAAGUGGGAGUACAGCAGGGAGAGGAGUCUGAUACAUCAAGUGGGAGUACAGCAGGGAGAGGAGUCUGAUACAUCCAGUGGGAAUACAGCAGGGGAGGUGUCUGAUACAUAAAGUGGGAGUACAGCAGGGAGAGGAGUCUGAUACAUCCAGUAGGAAUACAGCAGGGAGAGGAGUCUGAUACAUCAAGUGGGAGUACAGCAGGGGAGGUGUCUGACACAUCCAGUGGGAAUACAGCAGGGGAGGUGUCUGAUACAUCCAGUAGGAAUACAGCAGGGAGAGGAGUCUGAUACAUCCAGUGGGAAUACAGCAGGGGAGGUGUCUGAUACAUCAAGUAGGAGUACAGCAGGGGGAGGAGUCUGAUACAUCAAGUGGGAGUACAGCAGGGGAGGUGUCUGAUACAUCAAGUGGGAGUACAGCAGGGGAGGUGUCUGAUACAUCCAGUGGGAAUACAGCAGGGGAGGUGUCUGAUACAUCAAGUGGGAGUACAGCAGGGGAGGUGUCUGAUACAUCCAGUGGGAAUACAGCAGGGGAGGUGUCUGAUACAUCAAGUAGGAGUACAGCAGGGGGAGGAGUCUGAUACAUCAAGUGGGAAUACAGCAGGGGAGGUGUCUGAUACAUCAAGUGGGAAUACAGCAGGGGAGGUGUCUGAUACAUCCAGUGGGAAUACAGCAGGGGAGGUGUCUGAUACAUCCAGUGGGAAUACAGCAGGGGAGGUGUCUGAUACAUCCAGUGGGAAUACAGCAGGGGAGGUGUCUGAUACAUCCAGUGGGAAUACAGCAGGGGAGGUGUCUGAUACAUCAAGUGGGAGUACAGCAGGGGAGGUGUCUGAUACAUCCAGUGGGAAUACAGCAGGGGAGGUGUCUGAUACAUCCAGUGGGAAUACAGCAGGGGAGGUGUCUGAUACAUCCAGUGGGAAUACAGCAGGGGAGGUGUCUGAUACAUGAAGUGGGAGUACAGCAGGGGAGGUGUCUGAUACAUCCAGUGGGAAUACAGCAGGGGAGGUGUCUGAUACAUCAAGUGGGAAUACAGCAGGGGGAGGAGUCUGAUACAUCAAGUGGGAAUACAGCAGGGGAGGUGUCUGAUACAUCCAGUGGGAAUACAGCAGGGGAGGUGUCUGAUACAUCCAGUGGGAAUACAGCAGGGGAGGUGUCUGAUACAUCCAGUGGGAAUACAGCAGGGGAGGUGUCUGAUACAUCCAGUGGGAAUACAGCAGGGGAGGUGUCUGAUACAUCCAGUGGGAAUACAGCAGGGGAGGAGUCUGAUACAUCCAGUGGGAAUACAGCAGGGGAGGUGUCUGAUACAUCCAGUGGGAAUACAGCAGGGGAGGUGUCUGAUACAUCAAGUGGGAGUACAGCAGGGGAGGUGUCUGAUACAUCCAGUGGGAAUACAGCAGGGGAGGUGUCUGAUACAUCCAGUGGGAAUACAGCAGGGGAGGUGUCUGAUACAUCAAGUGGGAAUACAGCAGGGGAGGUGUCUGAUACAUCCAGUGGGAAUACAGCAGGGGAGGUGUCUGAUACAUCAAGUGGGAGUACAGCAGGGAGAGGAGUCUGAUACAUCCAGUAGGAAUACAGCAGGGAGAGGAGUCUGAUACAUCCAGUAGGAAUACAGCAGGGAGAGGAGUCUGAUACAUCCAGUAGGAAUACAGCAGGGAGAGGAGUCUGAUACAUCCAGUAGGAGUACAGCAGGGAGAGGAGUCUGAUACAUCCAGUAGGAAUACAGCAGGGGGAUAUUUGUAACAUUACCAGUUUGCACUGAAUGUUAAUUUAUUAAUAUGUAUCAGGCACUCUAAAUUAAUGAAUAAGGAUUGAUAUAGUAUAAUCUGUAUCUUGUUUUUCUUUUUACAGAUAUUUUGCAGCAAUAUGUGUAUGUAGUGUGCAUGUUGUGAGACAUUUAAAUUUGGAACCGACUAGAUGUUAUGUUUUAAUCAUGUCACAGCAAAGUCUUCAUUUUGUGUCUUGUCAGGCAAUAUUAGUUGUAGUAGGAUCAUGAGGGGUACAUCGUGUUUCAUGCAUCUCGUAUAGGUUCUAGGAACCUAACACGGUACCUGAGCUAUUGAGCUGAGGUUAACUAGUGCUAUGUCACAUGACAUUCCUUGAUUCAGAAAAAGUGUGGAGCUUUUUGCUUGUAAGCGGGGUGUAAGGGAUUUGCAGCCUGUCUUGCUCCUGACGUCAUAUUAAUGAUUCAUUCUCCCGCUAAGAAAUUUAUUUCCCUCCAAGGCAGGUCACACAGUAUUUUAUCAAGAUCAUGUGGAUCAAUUUGAUCUCAUCAUUCUGACAUGGAGGUAUGAUAAUGUUUCAUAUUAAUUAUGAAAUACGUAAAUGAAUAAAUUAACAUGACAACAAUUCAGUCGCCAUUUAAAAACAGUGAUAGCCAAAUUAUUUUUACAAUAUUUAAGUAUAAACAUUGAUAAUUCAUGUAAACUGCUGUGUUAUUAAAUGUUUUUAUAAAUGGGUACCAUAUUGAAAUGUUGUAAACAUCUUGUAUAUAUAACCUGCUUAUGGUUCAUAUAUUGUGUACAUAAUGUCACUCCUCCCUAGAAAUGUGAUCUUAGCAGUGUUGUAUAUAUAGACAUUAAGGGCUUUGGGGGUCCUGGCAACAGGACUUUACUGUUGAGAACAUGGAUGUCCAAGGACCCCUUGACUUUCAUCCUUAAUUUCAACCACUGCUAAGGCUGUGUGUAUAUUAGAUUACUAAAUAUCUGUGAUAAACAUUGGGUAUUUAUUUCCACUAGUCUCUCCUUAGGCACAUAUAGAGCUCUAUUUCUUUGUCUUUCCACAUGUGUAUGUAUGCUUGUAUGAAUUUAUGUUGUUGAAAUGAAAUCAUGAAAAAAUACUCUACUCAUUAACAUUAAUGGAUUCUUUUGGUGCAGAUUUGGUGCAGAUUAAGUUUGUUGAUACCAUUUCUUCAUCAUGGAAUAUUAUUAUGUGAAUGCAAUUAAUGUAACCUUUGAGAGACAGCAGAAUCUGACUUCAUGAAACAGUACCUUGUGAUUCGUACGUCCAAACUGGGUAAAUGUCAGUGUUAAUUGAAAAUUAUGUAUUUUGUGAUUGGAAUAGCAAUGAAAUCCUUUCAUGAAAUACCAUUAUAUGUAACUUCACAAUGAACUAUGUUUUGGAUUUAGUGUUAAAUUAAUAAAACCAUUUGUUUUCUUGUGGUUGGGGUAAUAAUUUUAACAUUUCUGCAAGAUGUAAAAUAGCCCCUGAGAAAACUUUGAAAACCAAACUAAUGGGUUGGUGACAGAUAAAUAAUAAACAUUGUGUUUAACAACGAAAUGACUGUCUGAGAUACAAGCAUUAAAUAUGUAUUAGGGUAGGAACCCAAUAUUUCUUAUGGCAUUAAUGUGAAUAUUAAAUUGAUGUAUUUAUGAAUGGUAAUGCCUCACAAGGGGUAAUUGAAUGCUGACUCUGUAAGGGAGGUGGUAGUCACAAUGACCAGCCACACACGUUUACACCAGGAAAUCACAGUUCUAGGAUUAAUAAGACAUCAUGCUGAUUAGGAAAUGUCAUAAUUUUAGUAUGACAUAAGGAUGUUUCCCCACAAGCUACAGCUGUUUUACUAGUCAUGGUAGUGUCUUUCAGCCACCUGAAAUAGUAAGCAUCAUAGUAACCAAGUUCUCUGAGGUCCAGCAUCCCAGUCCCUCAUGCUUGACAUGAACCAACUGGGGAUUGGCUGAUCAUGAUGGCUUUUGAGUAGGAAUACUCCAUGCAGGUAAGACAGGCUAUUAGUUGAUUGUGUGUCGUCAUACUAACAGUGGAUUGGUGCUCACAUUAUUGACCAUUGGUUUGUCUGGUUGAUUUGAUUACUUAGAAAUCACCAUAGAGUGGCUGCAAUAUUGCUGACUCAGGUAUAAAACCGAAUUUAGUGUCUCCAACUGUGACCAGCCAGAUGACAAGACGCAGAUGACAUAUAUGGCUGCUUUUACUUGACUUUUAUCAAUCUGAUUUAAGAGUAUUACAUGAUAUGUCUGUAAUGCAUGAUUGAAAUAUUUAUAGACAGAUUUUACGAGCUCACUUUGCCUGUUAGGAUGAGAAAAUGUUUAUGGAACAAACAAUACUGUUUAAAAACAGUACAGGAAUUGUGUUAGAUGACCAAGGUUUGCUUGUGAAAUCUGUUCAACUCAUGGAAUGUUGGUGUUGCUGAACGGUUCAUUGUCCUCACUUUACACUUCUGAGUACCUGGCGCACAGACUAAAUACAGUAAUGUACCUGGCUGGGCAAAUCAUCUGCUUUUCACGUGACAACUGUGAAGGCUAAUGUGUAUUUAAGAAGAGAAUGUGGUGUCAGAAAGCCAACAGGAAUGGCAACACUGCUGAAUCAAAGACACAUGUUUCUUUUGAUGAUUUUUCAUAAAAAUAUGACUCUGUUCUGGUGAGAGUUGCAACACUGGUUGUAGUUCUAGUUGCAGAUGCUGGUAAGUGCGGGUACACAGCAGUGUGUUUGCUUUACGCCAGGUACUGAAAGGUUGUUGACAAUGCUCCUGUCAGCACUGUGUUCCAUCUAUAUAUGUGGCCCUGCAUCAUCACACUGUUUGAAUGUUAGAUCUAAGAGGAGCGAAUGUUGACUCAACUUCAUUUGUGCUAUUAAAAUAUUAUAAAUACA